Messenger RNA from Dictyostelium discoideum AX4, 498 nucleotides. RefSeq lists its product as hypothetical. Lineage: Eukaryota; Evosea; Eumycetozoa; Dictyosteliales; Dictyosteliaceae. The transcript is spliced from 2 exons. The record is from RefSeq and is a predicted model, not a curated record. The coding region runs from base 1 to 498 and encodes 165 amino acids. Gene Ontology annotation, molecular function: zinc ion binding.
AUGCAAGUAGAUAGAGAUUUAGAUAAAGUUGGUGUUCAUUGUGCCAUAAAAGAUUGUAAUUUAUUAGAUUUUUUACCAUUUAUAUGCCAAGGUUGUCAAGGUCAAUUUUGUUUAGAACAUAAAGAAGAAAAAGAACAUAAAUGUCCGACUCCAAUUGUAAAGAUUGGUGGAACCACAGUUACAUGUGAUAAAUGUGAGAGUAUAUUACCAGUACCAGUAAAUUGUUUUGAAAAGGAUAUAUUAUCAAUGCACCUAAGAAAAGGUUGCCCUAAAAAGACAACAGUAAAUCAACAUAAAUGUUCAUUUUGUCCAAAGAUGGAAUCAAUUAAAAUAGUUUGCCCAAAUUGUAAAAAUAAUUUUUGUAUAAAACAUAGAUUUGAACGUGACCAUAAAUGUAAACCUAGAGUUAAUCCUCCCCUUCAACAAACUAUUUCACCACAUUUACAAAAUUUAUUAUCUCAACUUAGAAAUUCAAAACCUGUCAAAACAAAUAGUUAA